AUGUAUUUUUUAUAUGAUAAUAAAACAAGAAUCCAAAUAAAAAAGUGCCCAAGUGCACAAAGCAUAAUUGGUAGUAGUCGCAUUAUAUUAGAUAGUGGUCAAGAUGAUAUUACAGAAGUAACUCAUUAUACAUCUCCAGUACAAUCUUCACCUGAUGACAAACCUUCAAAACCUGUCUACUAUUCUGGGUUAUCAGCAUUAGGAAUUGCUUUCACUUGCAUGGUUUUGUAUAAAUACACGCUCCUUAGAUGCUUCAUGCGUUCUUUAAUAAGUAAAAAGGAAAAAUUAAGGCAAACUACUAAUAAAAAUUUAUCUCAGCAGUGGAUGGAAAAAACAUCAGAAUAA
Messenger RNA from Plasmodium cynomolgi strain B, 345 nucleotides. RefSeq names its product CYIR protein. NCBI's taxonomy places the organism in Eukaryota, Apicomplexa, Aconoidasida, Haemosporida, Plasmodiidae. The record is from RefSeq and is a predicted model, not a curated record. The transcript is spliced from 2 exons. Bases 1 to 345 code for a protein of 114 amino acids.